Molecule: messenger RNA, 1385 nt
Organism: Anopheles gambiae (African malaria mosquito)
Lineage: Eukaryota; Metazoa; Arthropoda; Insecta; Diptera; Culicidae
Gene: D1
Product: chromosomal protein D1
Exons: 3
Coding region: 697-1101 (134 amino acids)
Biological process (GO): regulation of DNA-templated transcription
Cellular component (GO): chromatin; nucleus
Molecular function (GO): DNA binding
Source: RefSeq, a predicted model, not a curated record
CAUUCUACUUGGUUGAGGCGAAAUUUAAAAUAAGGAAAGCGUAACUAUUUACCAAAGCUUAUAAAUUGGCCGUCUAUCCAGAUAUAGAUAAAUGAAAACUUUAAUCAUAAUCUUGAUAAGUGAAAUGAAAAAAUCGAACCAAAAUUAUGGCCAUAAUGAGCUGAUGAUUCUCAUUUUCCGAGGGCAAAGGAAAAUUCAAGCAGAAGAGAAAAUACAUAACAUCAAACUUUGAUACUCUCUCCGGAAAUGGUACACCAAUACAAUCGAAGAGGGAACAAAUACACAUACUAGCACACACAUCCGCGAAGAAGACUAGAGGUACCGGCAAAGGAUACUAGGAUAUGCGUGCGGCACGUUUUAUGAGUGUAUUGCACGAUGAAAACUGUUUGUUUGGCGGGCGCGCUCGUGUGUGUGUGUGUGUGGCUGUGCUGUGAUGUAGGCAGCAUUGUUGUUUUCCAUUGAAGCGAACUUGACCGCGUGAAAAGCGACGUGAAGGUGGAGGGUUUUUUAUGCUCCAAAGCCGUACUAUUCACUCACCGUUCGUGUGUAGGCGAGACUGUUGGUUGGUGGCGGCUGCUACGAAUUUCGAUUGCACAUUUAGUGAAAUAAAAACCAAAAAUAGUGAGCAAGAGGAGAGGAGGCUUUCGUGGUACGGGAUACGGUUUUAGCGAGAAAUAGCUCAGGAAGGACGACACAAUGUCUGAUGCCGAGGUCGUUGAACCGAAGAAGGGUCGUGGACGCCCACCGAACCCUGACAAGAACAGUGUGGCGCCGAAAAAGAGGGCCCGUGCCCCUUCGCCGAAGGAGUCAAAGCUGGCCGAGGAGCGCGAAAAGGAGAAAACCGUCGCGUCCGACGAUGGCGAAGAACCGUCCCCGAAGCGGGGCCGUGGCAGACCGAAAGGAAGCACCAAGAAGUCGGCAAAAGCGGCCAAGAAAGCUCCGGCAGCACCGGUCGGCCGAGGCCGGGGCCGGGGUCGAAAGAAGCCGGUCAAAGAGGAAUCCUCCGAAGAGGAGGAUGACGACGACGAUGACGAGGAUGACGAGCCGGAGGAUAGCGAGGGCAAUGAGGAAAAUUAUGAAAACGAAGAGUCCGAUUCGUAAUUUGCGUAAAGCAUACCACUGCCAUACAACUUUCCUUUUUGCGUCCGAUCGACGAGAGCGUUUAAUUGCCCUGGUUGCCGCGAACCAUUUUCCGUGCGCGCACACAUGUACCCCGUGCGGCCAAUGUAAAAGUGUGGGGCGAGAAUCCUUGGAGCGGAGCACAUUUGGACGAAAUUAAACCAAGAUCGAGAUAUCCUUCCCAAACUAACUCAACAGAACAUUUUACGAAUCGUACGAAUCGUGUUGAAAUAAACUAAAAUAAACAGCCACAACAUGUGACCAAC